UGUAGUAUCCGCAAUUAACUUUAGUACUUAUGAAUUUAAAAUGAUUUUAGUUAUGGAUUUUACCAAAAAAUACUGUUGUGUCGAGCGGAAAAAAGGCGACAUUGCAGUUUACCCGACAAAGUACAUCUACUUCAAAGAUGAAAAUGGCUUUCAUUCGCUUCCAAUGGCUGCUGGUGAAGUUACGACUUUUUAUACGAUGGACAAUGCAAAAAAGCCUAUGGCUAAUGAAAGAUUAUUAAGAUGUGAUGAUGAUAAGGAUGCGUUAAUGAAAUCCGUUAACACGCCAAACAGAAUAAAAAUAAUAAAAAGUUUAUUCAUGGAAAAGCAACCAGAGAACGCGAAGCAAAAAAAACUAAGGAUAACUCGGGAUGAAAAAAUAAAAAUUAUAUUAAAAAAAGUAAGCACUUAA
Molecule: messenger RNA, 409 nt
Organism: Microplitis mediator
Lineage: Eukaryota; Metazoa; Arthropoda; Insecta; Hymenoptera; Braconidae
Exons: 2
Coding region: 41-409 (122 amino acids)
Source: RefSeq, a predicted model, not a curated record